CUCGCCAUCAAUAUUACAACGUCUGCCGGUGUCAGAUUAAAACAAAUCUUUGAGUGUUUCUUUUUUUUUUGCAUAUAUGGUCGACUCUCACUCAUAGCAGCCUUGAACCCUGAACCCUGAAGUCAUUUAGUGGUCCCGCUGGCCAUACAGGAAAAGGCGCCACCCGUCUUGUCCCCACCAGUCAAAUCUCUCCGCUGUCUUUAAUUACACCCGGAAAACGCCGUAGAACGCUUUGAAACACCGAAGAAAACACCGAACUAAACGCCGGUCAUCCCCAAAACACGUGCGGGCCGCUAGUCUGACGCUGGCCGCACCAGCAAACUGUCAACAAGCUGACUGCUUACUCUCGAAUCUUUCCUCAAUCUACCCUCAUCAGUCCAGGGACAUCUAUUCCUUUUCCAUCCCUACUUCUUCGUGUCAUCAGCACCGCAAUGGCUGUGACUUCCGCUGCUCAGAGUAAGGCUGAGGGCCUGGGCCUUUAUGCACGGUUCGCCUUUGCCGGUGCCGUCUGCUGCUCGGUGACUCACGGUGCCUUCACUCCCGUUGAUGUUGUCAAGACCAGGAUCCAGCUCGACCCCGCGACCUACAACCGUGGUAUGAUUGGUGGUUUCCGGCAGGUGAUCCAGAAUGAGGGCGCGGGUGCGCUCUUGACCGGGUUCGGCCCAACAUUUGCCGGAUACUUCAUGCAGGGCGCCUUCAAGUUCGGUGGUUACGAGUUCUUCAAGCAACAAUCCAUUAACACCAUCGGUCUGGAAAAGGCCCGUCAGAACCGGAUCGCGGUUUAUUCGGUCUCCGCCGCCUGUGCGGAGUUCUUUGCCUCGAUCGCCCUCUGCCCGCUGGAGGCUACACGUAUUCGUCUCGUCUCGGAGGCGGGCUUCGCCAGUGGUCUGGUCAGCGGGUUUGGCAAGAUUCUCAAGAACGAGGGCAUUGGUGCUUUCUACCGUGGUUUUGGUCCGAUUCUUCUGAAACAGGUGCCCUACACCGUGACGAAAUUCGUGGCGUUCGAGAAGGUUUCCGAGGCUGUGUUCGCUCGCCUGGACAAGUCCAAGCUGUCGAGUGGCGCCCAGACCGGUGUGAACUUGGGAUCGGGCCUCAUGGCCGGUUUCGCGGCGGCCAUUAUCUCUCAGCCCGCUGACACCAUGCUGUCGAAGAUCAACAAGACCAAGGGUCUCCCCGGGGAGAGCACCAUCUCCCGUCUCGUCAAGAUUGCGGGCGAGCUUGGCAUUCGUGGUUCCUUCGCUGGCCUGCCCACUCGUCUGUUCAUGAUCGGUGGUCUGACUGCUGGGCAAUUUGCCAUCUACGGUGACAUUAAGAAGGCUCUUGGUGCCACGAAUGGGGUGGAGAUCGCCAAGUAAAUACCUAUUGUAACUAUGUUUAGCAUGUUCUAGACGGGAGGGUCAAUGGUUUUCGGAUAGAGAUAGAUGUAACCAGACCUAUGUAUUCACCGCACUAUCCUUUUCCGUCCCCAGAAUAGAUCAUGUGUUAUAGCUUUGGCGAUUAUAGACAGACAAGCGCAUUGAGGGGUAUAACUAGAGACCGGGGAAUUCUGUUGCAGCACAGUAUACUAUACUCGACCACAAUCACGACGAGGAAACCUCUACUGUAAGCCCCC
Aspergillus japonicus CBS 114.51 is the source of this 1612-nucleotide messenger RNA. Its product is annotated as putative mitochondrial phosphate carrier protein (Ptp). Bases 432 to 1355 code for a protein of 307 amino acids. Lineage: Eukaryota; Fungi; Ascomycota; Eurotiomycetes; Eurotiales; Aspergillaceae. The record is from RefSeq and is a predicted model, not a curated record. Gene Ontology annotation, biological process: mitochondrial phosphate ion transmembrane transport. Gene Ontology annotation, molecular function: phosphate transmembrane transporter activity. The transcript has 4 exons. Gene Ontology annotation, cellular component: mitochondrial inner membrane.